Messenger RNA from Chinchilla lanigera (long-tailed chinchilla), 4633 nucleotides. Its product is annotated as ovostatin homolog. Gene Ontology annotation, cellular component: extracellular region. The transcript is spliced from 36 exons. NCBI's taxonomy places the organism in Eukaryota, Metazoa, Chordata, Mammalia, Rodentia, Chinchillidae. Gene Ontology annotation, molecular function: endopeptidase inhibitor activity. Bases 117 to 4472 code for a protein of 1451 amino acids. The record is from RefSeq and is a predicted model, not a curated record.
AAGGUAGAGAGAGAGGUAGAAUAGAAAGAGAAAAAUGCAGGGAGAGGUAGCUGGUUUCUAAUAAGAGAAAAAGGGAGCACAGCAUAAUUUUGCUAGUGUUCAGCCACUGGGAUAGAAUGAUGUCUUCUGUUUUGCUAUGUACCUUUUUGCUUCAUUUCACUGCGGCUGUGGCCUCAAACCCCCAAUACAUCCUAUGGGUCUCCUCUGUGGUGCAGUGUCACUCCAUGGAAAAAGUUUGUCUCCACCUUUUAAACCUUAAUGAAUCUGUAUCCUUGAAUGUUGUCUUAGAAUACAAUGGAUCUAAUACUACUAUUUUUGAUCUGUCCGUGGAAGAGGAUACCUUCUAUUCCUGUGCACAUUUCAAGGUCUCCCAGAAGUCCUCUGAACAGUUGGCUUUUAUCACAUUGUGGGUGAAGGGAAAUACUCUUACAAUCUUUGAGAGAAGAUCUGUAGCCAUCACUACAGAAGAGACAGUAACUUUUGUGCAGACUGACAAACCCAUCUAUAAACCUGGAGAGAAGAUUAACUAUCGCACUGUGACAUUGGAUACUCAGUUCAAACCUGUGGAGGAUUUGUAUCCUUCAAUCACACUUCAGGACCCUCAAAACAAUGUGAUUUUUCAGUGGAAAAAUGUGACUUCUUUCCAAAAUAUUACCCAGCUCUCAUUUCAACUGAGUUCAGAACCAAUGUUUGGGGAUUAUACAAUUGUUGUGGAAGAAAAAUCAGGACAGACAUGGGCACAUCAAUUUACUGUUAAUAAAGAUGUGUUGCCCAAGUUUGAAGUGAAGGUCAGUGCGCCACAAACAAUAACUAUUUCAGAUGAUGAAUUCCAAGUGGAUGCAUGCGCUAAGUACACCUACGGUGGCUCUGUACACGGAAAAGCCCAAAUCCGAGUAUGCCGAGAAUUACUGUCUUCUAGGAGCUGUGAGGAAGGUGUCAAUGAAAUAUGUGAGCAGUUUGUUGCUCAGCUUGGAAAUGGCUGUGUUUCUCAAACUGUGAACACAAAAGUCUUCCAAAUCAAUCGUUCUGGACUUUUCAUGACAUUUCACAUCAAUGUAAUUGUUACAGAAUCUGGGACAGGUGUGCAGAUCAGUGAAAAGACCUCUGUUGCUAUCACUGAAUUACUUGGCAGUGUGCACUUUGAAAACAUGGACAGUGUCUACAGAAGAGGAAUUUCUUAUUUUGGAACUCUCAAAUUUUAUGGUCCCAAUAAUGUGCCGCUGACCAGCAAGGUGCUGCAGCUGGAGCUCAAUGGCAGAGUUAUAGGGAAUUACACUACAGAUGAGAAUGGCGAGGCUCCGUUUUCCAUUGACACUUCGGACAUAUAUGACCCUAUGUUCUCCCUGAAAGCCACGUUCCUUCAACCCCAGAGCUGCCAUCUUCCCAGCUGGGUGACACCUCACUACUCAGAGGCCUCCUUUGUAGUCUCACGCUUUUAUUCCCGAACCAACAGCUUCCUGAAGAUCGUGCCCACACUGAAGCAGCUGAGAUGUAACCAAGUGAAGAUUGUUACUGUGCAUUACUCCCUAAAUCAUGAAGCAUAUAUGGGUGCCUCAAGUGUAAACUUCUUCUACUUGGUGAUGGCGAAAGGCGCUAUCAUCCUCAAUGGACAAAAGGAACUCAGAAACAAAGCCUGGAAGGGGAGCUUCUCACUGUCAAUCAGCAUCAGUGCUGACCUGGCUCCUGUGGCUGUCCUGCUCGUCUACACUGUCCACCCCAGUGGGGAAAUCGUCGCUGACAGUGUCAAAUUCCAGAUUGACCAGUGUUUUAAAAACAAGGUUAGUAUACAGUUCUCUGAGGCGCACAGGCCACCUGGCUCCAAUACUACUCUCUAUCUUCAAGCUGCCCCUGACUCAUUCUGUGCCCUCCGGGCAGUGGAUAAAAGUGUCCUUCUGCUGAAACCGGAGCAGCAGCUGUCAGCAGAAAGCGUGUACAACAUGCUUCCAUAUACAGAACUAUAUGGUUAUUUCUACAAUGGUCUCAACCUUGAUGAUGGCAGGGCAGAGCCUUGUAUUCCCCAGAAGAACAUGUUUUACAAUGGUUUGUAUUACAUGCCUGUACCCAGCUUGGAAGAUGGGGACACCUAUGAGAUUCUCAUGCACAUGGGUCUGAAAGUCUUUACUAAUCUCCACUACCGAAAACCAGAGCUAUGUACGAUGGACGGAAGUCAGCCGUACCUCAGGCCAUUGUAUCUCGGAGAAGAGAGAUAUGUGCAAUAUGCCGCACCUGCAGUGGCAAAUUUUGAGUUGCGAGAGAGUGCCAGCCAUGUACAACAGGCUAUAAUAGAAACCGUCAGAACAAACUUCCCUGAGACGUGGAUAUGGGACCUCUUCAGUGUUGAUUCCUCAGGUUCAGCGAAUCUUUCAUUCGUCACCCCCGACUCUCUGACUGAAUGGGAGGCAAGUGCCUUCUGUGUGAACGGCCAGGCUGGAUUUGGCAUCUCUUCCACAGUCUCUCUGCGAGUCUCCCAGGCUUUCUUUGUGGAAAUUGCUUCACCGGUCUCAGUUGUUCGAAACGAACAAUGUGAUUUGAUUGUCAGUGUCUUCAGUUACCUGAACACGUGUGCGGAGAUAUCUGUUCAGUUGGAAACAUCUCAGGAUUAUGAAGCCAGUAUUAACACCCUGAAGAGCAAUAAGAAUGAGAUUAUCCAGGCUGGAGAGAAGAAAACAUAUGUCUGGACUCUUAUACCUCAAAACCUGGGUAAAGUAGAUAUCACUGUAGUUGCACAGUCCAGACAAAGCAGCUCCUGCCGAAAUAAAGCAACUGAAGAGGAAAAUGUGAACUGGAAAGACGUCGUGGUCAAGAGCAUAUUGGUAGAGCCUGAAGGGAUUGAGAAAGAAAUGACCCAGAGUUUUCUUAUUUGUACGAAAGGUACCAAGGCCUCCAAGGAGAUAGUGUUGGACUUGCCAAAUGAUAUAGUAGAAGGAUCUGCCAGAGCCUUUUUAAUUGUCAUAGGGGAUAUUCUAGGAGUUGCAAUGCAGAAUCUGGAGAGUCUUCUCCAAAUGCCUUAUGGAUGGGAAGAACAGAAUAUUGCCCUUCUAGCUGCCAAUACCUAUGUCCUCGACUACCUGAGAGCUACAAAGCAACUGACAGAGGAAGUUAAAUCUAAGGCAGUGUUUCUCUUAUCUAACGGUUAUCAAAAGCAGUUGUCUUUCAAAAACUUUGAUGGUUCAUAUAGUAUGUUUUGGCAGAGGAAUAAAGAAGGAAACAUAUGGUUUAGCACACGUACUUACGAGACAUUUGAGAGAAUGAAGGAGUAUAUAUUCAUUGACAAAACUGUUCAAAAACAGACCUUAAUCUGGCUUUCAAGCAAACAGAAAGAAAAUGGCUGCUUUGAAAGUAAUGAUAUUUCCAACAAUGAAUGGGAGGGUGGAGAGGAAGAGGAUAUUGGACUCACUGCGUCCGUCAUUGUGAUGCUCCUUGAAGCUGGGCUCAACUCCACUUUUCCUGCUUUAAGAAAUGGGCUCUUUUGCCUGGAAGAUGCCUUAGAAAGGGGUGUUACUAGCAGCUACACUCAUGCAAUCCUCGCCUACACUUUUGCAUUAGCUGGAAAGGAAGAGCAAGUGGAAACCUUGCUUCAGAUCUUGGAUCAAUCUGCCACAAAAAUAAAUAAUGUGAUAUACUGGGAAAAGGAACAGAAAGACAAGGCAGACAAUUUCCCAUCCUCAAGUCCUUGGGCUCCUAGUGAGAUGGAGAAGACUUGUUACGUGCUGUUGGCUGUAUUGUCCCGGAGGACUCAGGACUUCACCUACGCGAGCAAGAUUGUGCAGUGGCUGGUCCAAAAGAUGAACUCCCACGGAGGCUUCUCUUCCACACAGCAGGACACCACAGUCUGUCUUCUUGCCAUAACCAGCUACAUGAGAUUAACCUUCUCUAAUGACCGAAACACAGUCACGUUUCUAAGUGAAGAAUCCAUGGAGAUUUUCCAGGUUAACAAGGAGAACCGCUUAUUGGUCCAACGUUCAGAACUGACAAAAGCGGAUGGGCAGUACACAGUUGAUGUGGAAGGACAAGGUUGUGUAUUCAUCCAGGCCACCCUCAAGUUUAAUGUUCCACUGCCCAAAAAGUCAUCUGGUUUUUCCCUUUCCUUGGAAAUUGUAAAGAACACCUCCUCAGAUGUGUUACAGCCUGAUUUUGACCUUACAGUGACCCUCAAAUAUACUGGGACUCACAAUAACCCCAGUGUGGUCCUUGUGGAUGUCAAGAUGCUCUCAGGAUUUACCCCGGUCAUGUCAUCCAUUGAGCAGCUUGAAAACAAUGGCCGUGUAAUGAAGACAGAAGUCAAGAACAACCACGUACUUUUCUACUUAGAAAAUGUUCUGGAUACAGCAAACAGUUUCACCUUUUCUGUUGAGCAAAGCAACCUUGUGUCCAACAUUCAACCAGCUCCAGUCAUGGUCUACAAUUACCAUGCAAAAGAUGAAUAUGCCUUUGAUUCUUACAACAUUGACAAUAUCUCUGUUUCCCAGUGAGACAUAGAAGGAACAGGUGGAAAUCUGUUACUUUAACAAGCUCCUCUUCUGUAUCAACCCGGAGAAUCGUGACACUACAGAUCUUGAAUGAACCAUAAUCUUUUAUGUCUUCUUGUCAAAUUUUGUCUCUUUUUUACCCCAUUAAAGGCUAUAAUGUGAUA